UGAGGGAGAGUCUGUGUGUGUAUAAAUGCUCAGCAGCAGCUCCUCUGCAGACAGACAGCAUGUGGAGUCGAAGCAUCCUGCAGACGUUCAGAUCCAGCAGCAGACAGGCGGGUGUCCUCUUCGAUGUGGAUGGCGUCCUGCUCCGCGGUCCCUCCGUCAUUCCUGCAGCACGGAGAGCUUUCCGGAAGCUUCUGGACCGAAACAACAACUUCCUGUUUCCUGUUGUCUUCGUCACCAACGCAGGAAGCUGUCAGAGACACACCAAGGCCCAGCAGCUGUCUCACCUCCUGGGGGUCCAGGUGUCUCCGGAGCAGGUGGUUCUGUCCCACAGUCCUCUGCAGACGUUGGGUGAUUUCCAUGAUAAAUGUGUGCUGGUUUCGGGUCAGGGCCCGGUGACCGACAUCGCCAAAACUCUGGGCUUUCGGAAGGUUCUGAGUGUGCAGCAGCUCCGAGACCAGCACCCCCUGCUGGACAUGGUGGACCACAACCGCAGACCCGACCUGUCUUUAUCCCCUCUGAAGACGUUCCCCAAAAUAGAAGCGAUCAUCCUGUUCGGAGAGCCAAUCAGAUGGGAGACAAACCUGCAGCUGCUGAUUGACGUGCUCCUGACCAAUGGGAGUCCAGGACGCGCGUAUGACGUCCCGCUUCUAGCCCAGCUGCCCGUGCUCGCCUGUAACGUCGACCUGACGUGGAUGGCCGAGGCGCCGUCACCAAGGUUUGGUCACGGGGUGUUCCUGCUCUGUCUGGAGUCCGUCUACAGGAAAUUGACGGGGCGCGAGCUGCAGUACGAGGCGCUGCUGGGAAAACCCAACCUGCUGACCUACCAGUACGCAGAGAAACUGCUGAGACUGCAGAACCACAACCACAAGAUCAGCACCAUCUACGCCAUCGGCGACAACCUGAUGACGGAUAUCUACGGUGCUAACCUGUACAACCGUUACCUGGGUGAGCAGCACGCCGCCAUGACGACCCAGACUAAGCUUGUGGCCCAGGGGGCGGGGAGUCAUGUGACGGAGGAGGCGCCAGUGUCCGCUGAGUGUCGCUCCAUACUGGUGUGCACGGGCGUCUACAACCCCCACUCCCCUCUGCCCGGCGACAGUAGCAGCGUGUUCACAGAGACGCUGGUUCAAGGCCACGGGGACCUGCAGCUGGACCAACACCUGGUGAAGCCGCAUCACCUGGUGGAGGACGUGGAGGCGGCCGUGGACCUGCUGCUGCAGCGGGAGAGCAUCUGACCUCUGGAGGGGACGACCUUAAGGAGCAGUGUCACGUGACCGCCCCCCUGCAGGUUGUAGCUCGGGUGACCAGGUGCCAACCCAGAGACAAAGAGAGUGUUUGUGCGGGACAAUGUUGGACAUGGGACGUUACUGCCAUGCUCAGAGCUAGUUUAGGUUUAAAUAUAAUGUCUAUCUAGUGAAAAUAUUAGCCUAUAAGUAUUUUCCUUGUUUUGGUUAAGAAUUUCUAAAGAAGUCGAUCUAAUUUUGUCCUUUGCUAACAAAGAAAGGCUAUUGAAAUGUUUGUGUCAUUGUUUAAAUCAUUCAACUAUGAGAAGUUAAAUAUAUAUUGUAUACUUUAAAAAUGUACACUAAACAUAUUUUAUAAUAUCUAUUUAUUUACUAAUUCCCUCUCCCUAAGUGUGUUUACGUUUUUUACAUUUCUCAGUUUUGCUCCGUCUACUCCUUUCUGAAAGCCGUGUUGUAAACACAUGAACACAGAUGGUGUAGGAGCCUAAAUGCAGUUUGUUGAUGUAUGACUUCGGUGGUUCAGUUCAUGUUCAAAAUGACAGGAAUUAAUAACUCAUAUUUGGAAGUGUGUGCUGUGAUUGUGGCAUCUUGGUGGCUGUGUGCCUUUUGAUGUAUUUUUGGUGCACUCAGGGGAGGAGUUUCCGGGGUUAAUCUUGGUCAGACAGACAAAAGAAUGCAGGAGUGGAGCCACAGUUUUUGAUCUCUCUCUCUCUGGAUUUUUGGAAUCAUUUUAUAACUUUUGUAAAAUGACAUUAUUUUCUAUGCUUAUUUUCUUGAAUCAAAGUAAACUGUUGAAUUUAC
Eleginops maclovinus (Patagonian blennie) is the source of this 2045-nucleotide messenger RNA. RefSeq lists its product as uncharacterized. The transcript is spliced from 9 exons. The record is from RefSeq and is a predicted model, not a curated record. NCBI's taxonomy places the organism in Eukaryota, Metazoa, Chordata, Actinopteri, Perciformes, Eleginopidae. Gene Ontology annotation, biological process: glycerophospholipid biosynthetic process. Gene Ontology annotation, cellular component: mitochondrion. Bases 60 to 1235 code for a protein of 391 amino acids.